CCUUACCCUAUUGGAUCGUGUACUGCUCUCAUCGAGCUCAGGUUAGAUUUCAAUCAGCUAAAAGCAUUACCUGAAGCGAUCGGGAAACUCGAGUGCUUGGAAAUUCUUACACUGCACUACAAUAGAGUUAAAUCAUUGCCUAGUACUAUGUCUUCACUUUCUAAGCUUAAAGAACUCAAUGUCAGCUUCAAUGAGCUUGAGUCGAUCCCUGAGAGCCUUUGCUUGGUCAAAAGUCUAGUAAAGUUGGAUGUCGGAAGGAACUUUGCUGAUUUGAGAAUGUUACCGAGAUCAAUCGGGAACCUAGAGAUGCUAGAAGAGUUGGACAUAAGCAGCAACCAAAUAAGAAUAUUGCCUGAUUCUUUCAGUCUUCUGGCGAAACUAAGAAUGUUCAAUGCAGAUGAAACUCCAUUGGAAAUGCCACCGAAAGAUGUUAUUAAAUUAGGAGCUCAGGCUGUUGUCCAGUACAUGGCCGAUUCAGUUAGAGCAAAGACUGAGGGUAGUCGACAGGCUGAGCCAAAGGAUUGUUUGUUUUGGUUGUGUUCAUUAUGUUCGACGAUAGACGAAGAAUGACAAGCGAAGUAUACAAGUUGUUACACUUUUGUUUGAGUUUUGCACAUUGCAAUCAUCUUUGAGUUUAAACCCUUUGUUUGUAAAAGCCAAAAAUAAUGUAAAUAUCUUCUUCUUGUGGGACAGAUCAUGAUUGUUUAUAUUGUGAUAAGAAAGAGACAACAAUUCCUACUCAA
Zingiber officinale is the source of this 743-nucleotide messenger RNA. RefSeq names its product plant intracellular Ras-group-related LRR protein 5-like. The record is from RefSeq and is a predicted model, not a curated record. The annotation marks the transcript as partial. The transcript has 2 exons. Lineage: Eukaryota; Viridiplantae; Streptophyta; Magnoliopsida; Zingiberales; Zingiberaceae. Gene Ontology annotation, molecular function: protein binding.